CCCCGCGGCCAGUCCGCGCAGCCUCGGAUCCCGCGGCGUAGGAGGGGAGGGCGGUGCGGGUCGGGUUCGGCCGCCGCGCCCGCUUCAGCACCUUCUGCUGUCCGCCGCUGCGGUCGCAUCGUCCUGCAGGUGCUGACUAUUCUGAAGCCGGUUUCCAAUUGCCUUGAUUAAAGUAGAAACAUUCUAUGGCUUGGAUGACUUACAUUUCACAUUGGUUUGAGCAAGAUGAUUGGUAUGAAGGACUACAAAGAGCAAACAUGUCCCAGGUAAGGCAAGUGGGGCUGCUGGCUGCUGGAUGUCAGCCAUGGAACAAAGAUGUGUGCGUUGCCAAUGGAGACAGGUUCGCGUACUGUGCUACCCUGGCCAUCUAUAUUUACCAGUUGGAUCACCGUUAUAAUGAAUUCAAACUUCACGCAAUUAUGUCUGAACAUAAAAAAACAAUCACAGCUAUCUCUUGGUGUCCACAUAACCCUGAUCUGUUUGCCAGUGGCAGUACUGAUAAUUUAGUGAUCAUUUGGAAUGUUGCAGAACAAAAAGUCAUUGCUAAACUCGACAAUACAAAAGGGACGCCUGCCUCUCUCAGCUGGUGCUGGAAUGCAGAUGACACAGUGGCGUUUGCUUCCCAGAGAGGCCCACUGUUCCUCUGGACCAUCUCAGGACCAGACAGUGGCGUGACUGUACACAAAGAAGCCCAUAGCUUCCUGUCUGAUAUCUGUCUAUUCAGAUGGCAUACCCAAAGAAAGGGGAAAGUUGUCUUUGGUCAUACUGAUGGAAGUCUAUCAAUUUUUCAACCAGGUAAUAAAAGUCAGAAACAUGUUCUGAGACCUGAAUCUCUUGAAGGCACCGACGAAGAGGAUCCUGUGACAGCCCUGGAAUGGGACCCACUGUCUGCCGAUUACCUCCUAGUGGCCAAUUUGCAUCGUGGAAUUCGCCUAGUAGAUUCGGAAUCACUUCGUUGCAUAACAACAUUUAAUUUUCCCAGUGCAGUAGCUUCUGUGCAAUGCUUGGCCUGGGUUCCCAGUGCUCCUGGCAUGUUUAUAACUGGAGAUUCUCAAGUGGGUGUCCUGCGCGUUUGGAAUGUUUCUAGAGCAACACCUGUUGAUAAUUUUAAAUUAAAGAAAACAGGGUUUCACUGCUUACAUGUACUGAAUUCUCCUCCAAGGAAGAAAUUUUCAAUCCAGUCCCCAACCAAAAAUCAUUAUACAUCCUCAACGAGUGAAGCAGUACCGCCCCCAACUUUGACACAGAAUCCAGCAUUCUCUGUUGCUCCCGGUCACGCAGUGUGCUGUUUCUUGGAUGGUGGAGUUGGACUUUAUGAUAUGGGAGCUAAGAAGUGGGAUUUUCUUAGGGACUUGGGUCACGUGGAAACUAUCUUUGACUGCAAAUUCAAACCUGACGAUCCCAAUCUUUUAGCAACAGCUUCAUUUGACGGCACGAUAAAAGUCUGGGAUAUAAACACUCUGACGGCAGUGGAUACUUCCCCAGGGAAUGAAGGGGUUAUUUAUUCCCUCUCAUGGGCUCCAGGUGAUUUAAAUUGUAUUGCUGGAGCAACUUCUCGAAAUGGUGCUUUUAUUUGGGAUAUUAAAAAGGGCAAAAUCGUACAACGAUUUAAUGAGCAUGGAAAAAAUGGAGUAUUCUGCAUUGCCUGGAGUCAUAAAGAUUCCAAAAGAAUAGCAACCUGCAGUGGUGAUGGUUACUGUAUUAUUCGAACAGUUGAUGGUAAAGUACUACACAAAUACAAACAUCCAGCUGCAGUGUUUGGUUGUGAUUGGAGCCAAAACAACAGAGACAUGAUAGCCACUGGCUGUGAAGACAAAAAUGUUCGUGUCUAUUAUGUGGCCACCAGUUCCAAUCAACCACUGAAAGUGUUUAGUGGGCAUACAGAGAAAGUGUUCCACGUUAGGUGGUCUCCUCUGAGGGAGGGAAUUCUUUGCAGUGGCUCUGAUGAUGGUUCUGUUCGAAUCUGGGAUUAUACUCAAGAUGCAUGCAUAAGCGUUCUUAGAGGGCACACGGCGCCUGUGCGGGGAUUAAUGUGGAAUACUGAGAUCCCAUACCUACUAAUAUCCGGCAGCUGGGACUAUACUAUAAAAGUGUGGGACACUCGGGAAGGAACUUGUUUGGAUACCGUGUACGAUCAUGGUGCAGAUGUAUACGGUUUAACAUGCCACCCACGUCGCCCCUUCACUAUGGCCUCGUGUUCCCGGGACUCUACAGUGAGACUCUGGUCAUUAACGCCGUUAAUCACUCCUUUACAAAUAAAUAUUCUGGCAGAUAGAUCCUGGGAAGAAAUUAUCGGGAACACUGAUUGUGCUGUGGAACAAGGCAUGCCCCCUCUGCUGUGUGGCAAAGUGUCAAGAGAUAUCAAACAGGAGAUAGAGAAACUAAGUGGCAACGCUCGUGUGAAAAAACUAAGAUGGUUUUCAGAAUGUUUAUCACCUCCGGGUGGCAGUGACAAUUUAUGGGACUUAGUUGCUGUGAUAAAAGGGCAAGAUGAUAGCUUACUUCCUCCGAACUACUGUAAAGGAAUAAUGCAUUUGAAACAUCUGAUUACAUUCCGAACAUCUGAAGCCCAAGAACUAACCACAGUCAAGAUGUCUAAAUUUGGUGGUGGUAUUGGUGUCCCUAGUAAAGAGGAAAGACUGAAGGAAGCUGCUGAAAUACACUUGCGAUUAGGACAGAUUCGGAGAUACUGUGAGCUGAUGGUCGAACUUGGAGAGUGGGACAAAGCCUUGUCAAUUGCUCCAGGGGUGUCUGUGAAAUACUGGAAGAAGUUGAUGCAGAGGAGAGCUGAUCAGUUAAUCCAGGAAGAUAAGGAUGAUGUCAUUCCAUACUGCAUAGCCAUUGGCGAUGUGAAAAAAUUAGUCCAUUUUUUAAUGUCAAGAGGUCAGCUUAAAGAAGCUCUGCUUGUUGCACAGGCUGCUUGUGAGGGAAAUAUGCAAACCUUCCAUGUUUCGACACCUAAAGGAUCUUCUUAUUCUGAUGAUAUCUACAAGGAAGACUUCAACGAACUCCUGCAGGAAGCCUGCAGAGAGCUGGCGGAAUGGUAUUUUCAGGAUGGCCGGGCAGUCCUAGCUGCGUGUUGCCACCUCGCUGUGGAUAAUAUCGAGCUGGCUAUGGCGUACCUGAUUCGCGGAAACGAGCUGGAGUUGGCCGUCUGUGUGGGCACAGUGCUUGGAGAGCUGGCAGGACCCGCAACCCACUACGCCCUCGAGCUGCUGGCGAGAAAGUGCAUGAUGAUUCCGACGCGCUUUCCAUCCACUGGAUACAGGAAUUUGGCAGUUGAUCUUCUCCUAAUGACUCCGGAGAGCGAACUACAGUUAGUAAAACUCUGUGCUUUCUACCCGGGGUGUAUCGAAGAGAUAAAUGAUCUUCAUGAGAAGUGCAAGCUACCCACAGUAGAAGAAUGUAUGCGAUUAGCUGAGACAGCCCAUGCCGAUGGCAAUAUAUUUGAAACUAUAAAGUAUUACUUGUUAAGUCAAGAACCUGAAAAAGCCCUUCCUAUUGGUAUUGACUUCAUCAAAGAAUACUUCAGUAGUUCAGAUUGGACUUUGCAUACCAUUUACCCUGUUCUUGACCUACUGAGUUAUGUUCGUACUGAAACAUUAGUCCUGCAUACAUGUACUAAAGCUCGAAAUGAAUUGCUGACGUUAUGUGGGUACGUUGGUGCUCUGCUGGCUAUCAGAAGACAGUACCAAAGCAUUGUCCCGGCACUUUAUGAGUACACGAGUCAGCUAUUGAAACGUCGGAAGGUGUCAGUGCCUAUAAAAGUUGAACACCUUUCUGAGGAAUUGGAUGCAUGGAGAGCUUGCACACAAUCCAUCGACCGAUCAUCAGAAGAAUCUCCACAUACACCCCCUUCUGAUUCACAAAGAAUGGUUUAUGCAACUUUACUGAAGAGACUCAAAGAAGAGCCACUCCGAGGAAUCACUGGACCAGACUGUGUGACCGGAUCAAGCCUUCCCAGUCAUUUUGAGAGCCACAUCUCUUGUCUUACAGGAUUAAAAAUCCAGGGCCCUGUAUUUUUCCUUGAAGAUGGGAAAUCCACAAUCUCCUUGAAUGAUGCUCUGAUGUGGGCAAAGGUGAACCCAUUCUCACCUUUGGGGACUGGAAUACGACUCAACCCCUUUUGACAGAAGGCUUUUCUCACACUUAAUUGUUUUUUUAAAGACCUUUUUUUGGUUAGUAUUAACUUUAACCUUUGUUGUCCAAGAGCCAAAGGUCUGGAGGAGGAGGUGGGAAGUGGGGACUCACCGUUGAUUUUAUUCGUUAACUUCAACAAAUAAAAUAUUUAUAUAAUUUCAAG
Kogia breviceps (pygmy sperm whale) is the source of this 4303-nucleotide messenger RNA. It is a transcript of the gene WDR17, whose product is annotated as WD repeat domain 17. Lineage: Eukaryota; Metazoa; Chordata; Mammalia; Artiodactyla; Physeteridae. Gene Ontology annotation, molecular function: protein binding. The record is from RefSeq and is a predicted model, not a curated record.